Messenger RNA from Mycetomoellerius zeteki, 3119 nucleotides. It is a transcript of the gene Tpcn1, whose product is annotated as two pore segment channel 1. The record is from RefSeq and is a predicted model, not a curated record. NCBI's taxonomy places the organism in Eukaryota, Metazoa, Arthropoda, Insecta, Hymenoptera, Formicidae. The coding region runs from base 606 to 3119 and encodes 837 amino acids. The transcript has 12 exons. Gene Ontology annotation, molecular function: monoatomic ion channel activity; voltage-gated channel activity. Gene Ontology annotation, biological process: transmembrane transport; monoatomic ion transport. Gene Ontology annotation, cellular component: endosome membrane; lysosomal membrane.
ACAUUUGUAAUGUACGUCACUCGGCAAGCACUUCUCGAAUUCGACAUAGAAAUUUACGUAUAAAACUCCAACAAUACGUAAGAUUCCCGAUUACAAUUAUAAAGAAGUUCGCUAUAUCGCUGAGCGAAGAAAUAAGAUCGAGAUAGAAAUCUGCUUUAUUGAAGAAUUUCCAUCACCUGAUUAUAACAAUUAAUUGAAAACAAUCCUAGAUAAGUGUCAGAUGGCAACCUCAGUGGUGUAACUAAUCGCGAGCCGUGAGAGAGAUGGGGAUCGACAGAUUGCACUUUCUUCUCGCUUUCCCUCUCCAGACAUGGGCGUGCACAUGCCCGGUUGGUUUGCAGAUAACGCCGAUGCAUCUCUCGUUGACAGACGAUAGCAUGGAGUGUAUCACACGUUUGCGUAUAUACGCCCGCGCGCUUAGGGCGUCGCGCAGUUGGAGUCAAUGGAAUCGUCCGUGCACACCAACACAUUGAAAGCAAAGAGCUGAUCCCAGGAUUCCCGGGGCCCAUCAAUAGUAACGCGCCGACGUUGAGAGACCGCGCACAAUACAGCCAGUGCGGUCGCGCGUUAGCUGGACGACGCGGAAGGGAUACGCGCUCGCUUCGAUGUCUUCGUCGCGGCUCAGUGAGUACGACGCCAAUUAUCAACGAUUCAACAACGAUACAAACCAGCCGCUCGAUCAGGAGAUUACUAAUGGCUCGAAUCGACAAUAUGGUUCCAUGCUAUCCUCGCCUUCUUCGGGAAGUCAUGUAAAGUCGUCAUUUGGUAAUGCUAACAACACUAAUCAGUUGAAUUAUAAGUGCGAAACGAGUCAAACUGAAAGCAUGACCGAGAAUACAGUGUUCACCACGUGUGACGUGCAUUGGAAAAUGCAUUGGGAAAUGAACUGUCGUGAAGCUGCAAUAUAUUUAGAGGAAGGUAGAAACAAUGAGAAAUUUGAUUCUCAUCCAAGGCAUCCUGAAGAUAUGCCGGCGUAUUUCUUAGUCCAUAACAGUUGGUAUAAUGGAUUGGAUUUAUUGAUUUCGUUAAUCCUGUUGUCUCUAGCGUUUGUAGAAGAGCCUGCUCUACCGUUAUUUAAGGUACCAGUUUGGGUACAUGGCUCGGUAGAAUUACUUGCGUUAAUUACUAUCGGUGUGCAAUUGACUUUAAAGCUGAGAUGGACUGGCUGGGCACCUAUGUUAAAACACAAACGUACAAUGUUAAAAUGCAUCACAUUAGCAAUCAUGUUUCUCGAAGCUAUGACAGUUCUAGUACGGCAAUCCUCGCAUGUUCGUGUAACGCGCGCCCUUAGACCGAUCUUUUUAAUAGACACGAAAUAUUGCGGCGGCGUAAGGAGAUUCAUAAGGCAAAUACUUUUCACGCUACCACCAAUCCUAGAUAUGCUGGGUCUUCUUUUUUUCUUGAUUAUUGUAUAUACCGUAUUGGGCUAUUACAUGUUCAGUGAAAUAAACGAACAUUUCGUCACAAUGCAAGAUAGCUUUGUCAGCCUGUUUGUUCUUCUUACCACUGCCAACUUUCCGGAUGUAAUGAUGCCGUCAUAUUACCAAAAUAAGUGGUAUGCGAUAUACUUUAUAUCUUAUUUAUGUACCACGUUGUAUGUAAUGAUGAAUUUAAUGCUGGCGGUGGUAAACGAGACAUUCACGUCUUGCGAGCGCGAUAAAUUCAAGAAAUUGUUCCUGCAUAAAAGGAAAGCGUGUCAACACGCUUUCGAACUUUUGGUUUCCAAGCAAAACCCUGAUAAGAUACGAUUUCGUCAAUUUGAAGGAUUGAUGCGGUACUAUGCUCCGAAUAAAUCCAUAUGUGAUACUGUUUUAAUGUUUUGUCAUAUGAAUAAAUCGGGAAGUGGCGCUUUAAAUUGCGAGGAAUUCUUAUCGAUUUAUGACGCCAAUACACUUCAGUGGUCCUUGCAAUAUUCUGAUAUACCGUGGUAUCGCACUCUGUGGUGGCCUUUGCAAACGCUGUGCAAAGGAGCCAAUGCUAUGAUCAAAUGGUCUUAUUUUGAAACUUUGGUGUAUAUGAUCAUUAUCGGUAAUUGCAUCGCUAUGAUAAUAAGAAUCUUUGAACCGAGUAACUGUCUUGAGAAAUCGGUGCACGCAUUCGCUGCAUGUUGGGAUACUCUAUUGUUCGCUGAACUUUUCAUUGCUGAAGCAUUCGUAAAAGUAUUAGCUCUUGGUGUUCAAUCUUAUCUGAGCUCUGGAUGGAAUCUCUUUGAUUUCGGGACAACAGUAAUGACCAGCGUCGCUAUGUGUGCUCUUGUGUUAUUCCCGUCGGCUACAUUUCUGGUUGUGUUCCGACCUCUCAGAACACUGAGAUUAUUUAAGAUUAAAAAACGCUAUCGAGAUGUUUUCGGCACUCUCGUAAUUCUAUUUCCCCAGAUGUGUUCGACUGCAAUUGUCAUGUUGGUCUUGUAUUACUUUUUCGCCAUCAUUGGAAUGGAACUGUUUGCCGGAUACGACAUGCGCAAUUGCUGCCAGAAUACACCUGUUAAAGAAUUCUAUCGGUAUUUUGUCAACGACAGCUCAGCGUUGGGAUAUUACUAUCUUAAUACUUUCGACAAUCUCGUGGCGAGUAGUAUUACACUUUUCGAAUUAACAGUUGUUAAUAAUUGGUAUAUACAAAUGGAUGCAUACGCAUUUACUGCGGGCAUGUACACAAGGAUAUACUUCAUGAUAUUUUAUCUGGUGACUAUGAUCGUACUGACUAUUGUGGUAUCCAGUUUCUUGGAAGCUUUUCGAUUUAGGAUACAGUAUAAAAAAUCAACUUCCAAACAUGACGAAGAAAAAAUGCUCCAUGAAAAAGUGGAAUUAAAAUGGAAUGAAUUGCAAUGCAUAAUCGAAGAUUUUCAAAUUUUGGAAGAUCUACGCAACUCUUUAGUUGUUGGAGGAAGCACUUUUUUCAUCGGUUCACGGCCACGAACGCGAGAGAUUUUACAGAGAAAAAUGUAUACGUAUGAAAUAAAUGAAUGGCUAGCUGAAGCAAAGUCCGAAGAAAAGCAACUUACACCUAAUGUAACACUUAACGUGGAAGAUGGAAGCGGCGAUGGUAUCUCUGAUACCGAUCAUCUUAUACUAAACGGCAAUUUGCGUCACCAGCAAAACGAUAGUAUACCUACUCAGUAA